AUGUCAGGACUCGAAAUAGCAGCUGCAGUAGUGCUUGGAAGCCAGCUAUUGGAGGCGAAAUAUUUAAUCAAAGAUGACGUUGCCUUGGCUACAAAAGUCGUUAGUAGCGCAUUACCGUAUAUGUGGAAGUCGCUGAGAGGUAAGGCAUCGUACUGGUACUAUUUUGAAGACUCUGUCAAAAAGCACAAGAAUUCAAAAGCUUUGGCAUUUCCUAGACCAAAACAAAAUCCACCACCAUUGGAAAUUGAUGAAGCAGGAUUUCAAAUUUAUGACAACCAGUUUGAAGUUGAAGCCUACACUUAUCAAGAGUUGUACGAUAUGGUUUUAAGGCUUUCCUACAUUUUGAAAAACGAGUAUGGCGUUACAUCGGCUCAAACUAUUGGUGUUGAUUGUAUGAAUAAGCCAUUGUUUCUUGUUUUAUGGUUAGCAUUGUGGAAUAUUGGCGCUUUGCCAGCAUUUUUGAACUUCAACACCAAGGAUAAGCCUUUGGUUCACUGUCUCAAGAUUGCCCACGUUUCCCAAGUAUUUAUCGAUCCCGAUUGCGAUGGCCCCAUUAGGGAAACUGAAGGUUUGAUCAAUGAGGAAUUACCAAAUGUCAAGUUGCAUUACAUCAACGAAGCUGCAUUAUUUAAUAGAUUGCAACUGAAAUCGACUCCUAAAUUUAGAGCUAAAGAUGAAACUAGGAGGCCUCAAGACACUGACUCUUCGGCAUGUGCUUUGAUUUACACUUCAGGUACCACUGGAUUACCAAAAGCCGGUAUCAUGUCUUGGAGAAAAGCGUUUAUGGCUUCGGUAUUUUUUGGUUUCAUUAUGAAGGUUAGCGAUAAAUCAAAUGUUUUAACCGCAAUGCCUUUGUAUCAUUCUACUGCUGCUAUGUUGGGGGUCUGUCCUACUUUAUUGGCUGGUGGUUGCGUUUCCGUUUCGCAAAAGUUUUCCGCUACUUCAUUUUGGACUCAAGCUCGGUUAGUUGGUGCAACCCACAUUCAAUAUGUUGGAGAAGUUUGUCGUUACUUGUUGAACUCAAAAGCACAUCCAGAUCAAAAUAAACAUGGUGUCAGGAUUGCCUAUGGUAAUGGGUUACGUCGUGAUAUAUGGUCGGAUUUCAAAAGAAGAUUCCACAUUGAGGCUAUUGGUGAAUUUUACGCUGCAACCGAGUCGCCCAUUGCUACCACUAAUUUACAAUAUGGUGAGUACGGGAAAGGUGCUUGUCGUAAAUAUGGUUCAUUGAUCAGUUUGUUAUUAGGAACCCAACAAGUUUUGGUCAAGAUGGACCCGGAAGAUGAAAAUGAGGUUUGGAAAAAUCCCAAAACAGGAUUUUGUGAAAAGGCAGCUUACAAUCAACCGGGUGAAUUAUUAAUGAGAAUUUUGAAUCCUAAAGAUAUUCAGAAAACUUUCCAAGGUUACUAUGGUAAUAAGAAGGCAACCAGUAGUAAAAUUAUGACCGAUGUGUUCAAGAAGGGCGAUGCUUGGUUCAGAACUGGUGACUUGUUGAAAAUGGACCAAGAUAAGUUGUUAUACUUUGUAGAUCGAUUAGGAGACACCUUCCGUUGGAAAUCGGAAAACGUUUCAGCUACAGAAGUUGAAAAUGAGUUAAUGGGAUCGAAUGUAAUUAAACAAUCGGUCGUUGUUGGUGUACAAGUUCCAAAUCAUGAAGGUAGAGCUUGCUUUGCAGUUAUUGAGCCAAAGGAUGGUUUAGAAGCAAAUGAAAUUUUGAGCAAGGUACAUACUUUUGUGAAUCAUUCCUUACCAACUUACGCACAACCGGCAUUUAUCAAGAUUGCUACCAUUGAAGCUUCGCAUAAUCAUAAAGUUCCAAAGAAUCAAUUCAAAAAUCAAAAAUUGCCAAAAGGUGAGGCUGGAGACGAGCUCAUUUAUUGGUUGGAUGGCGAUAAGUAUAAAGAGUUGACAGAAGAAGAUUGGAACAACAUUUGCGCUGGAAAAGCUAAAUUAUAG
This is a messenger RNA of Lodderomyces oxycetoniae, 1953 nucleotides long. It is a transcript of the gene FAT1, whose product is annotated as long-chain fatty acid transporter. Gene Ontology annotation, molecular function: long-chain fatty acid-CoA ligase activity; very long-chain fatty acid-CoA ligase activity; long-chain fatty acid transmembrane transporter activity. The record is from RefSeq and is a predicted model, not a curated record. Gene Ontology annotation, cellular component: peroxisome; lipid droplet; cytoplasmic side of plasma membrane. Gene Ontology annotation, biological process: long-chain fatty acid import into cell; very long-chain fatty acid metabolic process. Bases 1 to 1953 code for a protein of 650 amino acids. The transcript has a single exon. NCBI's taxonomy places the organism in Eukaryota, Fungi, Ascomycota, Pichiomycetes, Serinales, Debaryomycetaceae.